Sphenostylis stenocarpa is the source of this 1176-nucleotide messenger RNA. NCBI's taxonomy places the organism in Eukaryota, Viridiplantae, Streptophyta, Magnoliopsida, Fabales, Fabaceae. The record is from the annotation of a GenBank genome assembly.
AUGCUGAAAGCUGUGGCUGCGCGAGCAGUGUUAUGCUCGAAUUCUUCUCCGAUUAGUGUUGUAAGGAAGAUGAGUUCUUCGCCAGCAUUUCCCAAGUUCGUUUCCGUAGAAGGCGCAGACAUACAUUCCAGAAGCAAACCUGACGGCUUCAGAUUCAGUCUUGUUUCGUAUAACAUUUUGGCGCAGGUUUAUGUGAAGAGCUCGUUGUUCCCACACUCUCCUUCUUCGUCUCUCAAAUGGAAACUUCGUUCAAACACAAUUUUGGAAGUUCUCAAGAACUUGGGAGCUGAUUUUUUCUGCCUACAGGAAGUUGAUGAAUUUGAAAGUUUUUACAAAGGAAACAUGCAGGAUUUAGGAUAUUCUUCAAUUUAUAUGAAGAGAAGUGGACAGAAGCGUGAUGGGUGUGGCUUAUUUUACAAAAUUGACUGUGCAGAGUUGCUCCUAGAAGAGAAAAUUGAAUACAAUGAUCUUGUAAAGUCCGUUCUUGAUGGGAGCUCUUCAAAUGAUGAUGAACACACCAAGAUUCAGACAGUCCAUCCAGAUAAACAAAAGGAUGUGGCACCAAAAAAUGGAUCUAAAUCGAAUACAGAAGACUGUGGAGAUCCCAAUGACCCUCGUGUGAGAUUAAAGCGUGAUUGUGUGGGAAUUAUGGCUGCAUUCAAACUCAAAGAUCCCUCUUGUCAUAUUGUUAUUGUGGCCAACACACAUCUUUACUGGGAUCCUGAGUGGGCUGAUGUCAAGCUUGCACAAGCUAAAUAUCUUCUAUCCCGCAUAGAAAAAUUUAAAACACUUGUCUCAGAUAGAUAUGAAUGCAUACCCGAAGUCAUUGUGGCUGGCGACUUCAAUUCUAUGCCAGGAGAUAUGGUCUAUCAGUACCUUGUAUCUGGCAAUCCUUCAUCAAACCUGAUACCGAACUGUUUAGAGGAGUCACCUCCUAUUCCUCUAUGUAGUGUUUAUGCUUCUACAAGAGGAGAGCCACCAUUUACAAACUACACACCUGGCUUCACGGGAACACUCGACUAUAUAUUGUUUUCCCCUUCUGAUAUCAUUAAACCAAUUAGUUUUCUUGAGCUUCCAGACUCAGAUGCAGGUGAUAUUGUUGGUGGACUGCCAAACUUAAGUUAUCCUAGUGAUCAUCUACCAAUUGGUGCUGAGUUCGAAAUCACCAAGGAAUGA